UGCUAGGAUUACAGGCAUGAGGCACCGCACCCGGCCUCUAAUCUCAUUUUAAAUUAACCCCUUCCAUAGUUUAAAGUUCAAGGGAUACUAACUUCUCUGUGUUCUUCAAAAUGCCUUCCUAAAAGGGUACAAUAUCACCCUUUACUUAUGAAUACAUUAUAACAUAUUUUAACUGCUUGUCUGCCAAUGUUUCAAGGCUGUGAGCUCCAUAAAGGUAAACAUUAUCUCUAAUGUAUUUGUGUCAUUUUCUUCCUUACGCAUGUGUUUUUUUAAAUAUAGAAGUGAAAAACAUAAUGACAUUACUAACUAUAACUGAUCAAACUCAACAAAUAUUACAAGAGUCGAAGAGAAAAUGUAUUUGUAAUUAGUUAAGAAAUGGCCUGACUAAAAAAUUAUUUCUUCAAUUCAGAUAUUUUAACAGAUCCUUUUGUGUCAAUUGUUCAAAACAGCGAUCAUUAAAUGCAGUGCCAUUUAAUGAACCUUGUCUAGAUUCUGAUUCAAACAAAUCAACAAUAAAGACAUUUUGGAGAGUAUUGGGGAAAAUCAAUCACAAAGUAUAAAUUAUAUCAAGGAAUAUUGCUAAAUUUGUGUGACAGUUACAUUGUAGUUAUGUUUAAAAAGGUCUUAUCUAUUAGAGAUGCUUAGUGAGGUAUUUAGAAGUAAAAAUAUAUGAUGCCCGGGUUUUUGUUUUGAAUAUUCCAGAUGUAUUCAUGAAUUACUUCUUUAAAGAGGAAAAUUUUUUAAUUUCAAAAAAUUCAUAGGGACACAUGGUGGCGCUACAGGAUAAGAUGAAAACAGUACAUGGGCUGCCACUGUGGGCUCCAUUAUUCAGAACAGAGAAGAUCUAACUCACUGAAAAGAGCAGUAUUAAAGGAGCUACACCUACAGAGCUGCUGGAGGGCUAUCUGCUCUCCAAGGCAGUUUCUAUUGAAAAAUCAGAGCUUUGGCUUCCAAAUACGGGGCUGAGCUUAAAUUUUUUCACAAAAGAGGUUGCCUGAAGGAACCAUGGAGAUCAGAGGGGUGCUCACUCUGCGGAAAAGGCAAGUCCUGAUUUUCUUUGUUUUGCUGGGAUUGUCUCAGGCGGGUACUGAAUCUGCCCGCUAUUCCGUGGCAGAGGAAACAGAAGUCGGCUCUUUUGUGGCUAAUCUGGCAAGGGACCUGGGGCUGAGGGUGGAGGAGCUGUCCUCACGGGGGGCCCGGGUAGUGUCUGAUGAUAAUGAAAAGCAUUUGCGCCUAGACUUGCUAACCGGGGAUUUGCUCCUAAAUGAAAAACUGGACCGAGAAGAGCUGUGUGGCUCCACCGAGCCCUGUGUGCUGCAUUUUCAGGUGGUAUUGGAAAACCCUUUACAGUUUUUUUGGGCUGAGCUGCAUGUCAAAGAUAUAAAUGAUCAUUCUCCUGCAUUCCUGGACAAGGAAAUACUUAUUAAGAUAUCAGAAAGUACUACUACUGGAACCACAUUCCUAAUGGAGAGUGCUCAAGAUUUGGAUGUUGGAAGCAACAGUCUCCAAAACUACACAAUUAGCCCCAAUUCUCAUUUCUACAUUAAAAUUCGAGACAGUGGUGAUGGAAAGAUAUACCCAGAACUGGUCCUAGAUAGAGCGUUAGAUCAUGAGAAGGAACCUGAACUCAGAUUAACACUCACAGCACUGGAUGGUGGAUCCCCACCCAAGUCUGGGACAACUUUGGUUCUCAUCGAGGUCUUGGACAUGAAUGAUAAUGCGCCUGAGUUUCUUCAGGGUCUCUAUGAGGUGCAGGUCCUGGAGGACACACCCCUUGGCUCCUGGAUUAUCACCAUCUCUGCUAAGGACUUGGAUGCAGGAAAUUAUGGGAAAAUAUCUUACACAUUUUUUCAUGCAUCGGAAGAUAUUCGUAAAACAUUUGAAAUCAAUACAAUAUCUGGGGAAAUUAAUUUGAGAUCAAGCCUGGAUUUUGAAGUAAUACAGUUCUACACUAUAAAUAUUCAGGCAACAGAUGGUGGGGGUCUUUCAGAAACAUGUACCCUUCUAGUUAAAGUAAUAGAUGUAAACGACAACCCACCAGAAGUGACCAUGUCGUCAAUUACAAAGACAAUUCCAGAGAAUGCCUCAGAGACCUUAGUGGCUCUUUUCAGUGUCCGAGACCAAGAUGCUGGGGACAAUGGGAGGAUGGUUUGUUCUAUUCAAGAUGAUCUCCCUUUUUUUCUGAAGCCAACUUUCAAGAACUUUUUCACUCUAGUUUCUGAAAAAGCACUAGACAGAGAGAGCAGAGACGAGUACAACAUCACCAUCACAGUCACUGACUUGGGGACUCCCAGGCUGCAAACACACUACAACAUAACGGUGCUGGUCUCCGACGUCAACGACAACGCCCCCGCCUUCUCCCAAAGCUCCUACACCCUGUUCGCCGAGAACAACAGCCCCGCCCUGCACAUCGAGCGUCAGCGCCACAGACGAGACUCGGGCUCCAGCCAGGUCACCUACUCGCUGCUGCCGCCCCGCGACCGCACCUGCGCUCGCCUCGCUCUGGCCAUCAACGCGGACAACGGGCAGCUGUUCGCCCUGAGGUCGCUGGACUUCGAGGCCCUGCGGGCGUUCGAGUUCCGCGUGGGCGCCGCAGACCGAGGCUCCCCCGCGCUGCGCAGCGAGGCGCUGGUGCGCGUGGCGGUGCUGGACGACAACGACAACCCGCCCUUCGUGCUGUACCCGCCGCAGAACGGCUCGGCGCCCUGCACCGAGCUGCUGCCCAGGGCGGCAGAGGCCGGCUACCUGGUGAGCAAGGUUGGCGGUGGACGGGACUCGGGCCAGAACGCCUGGCUGUCGUUCCAGCUGCUCAAGGCCACGGAGCCCGGGCUGUUCAGCGUGUGGCCGCACAACGGCGAGGUGCGCACCGCCAGGCCGCUGGGCGAGCGCGACGCGGCCAGGCACAGGCUGGUGGUGCUGGUGAGGGACAGUGGCGAGCCCGCGCUGUCUGCCAGCGUCACGCUGCACGUGCUGCUGGUGGACGGCUUCUCGCAGCCCUACCUGCCGCCGCCGGAAGCGGCCCCGGCCCAGGCCCAGGCCGACUCGCUCACCGUCUACCUGGUGGUGGCCUUGGCCGCGGUGUCGUCGCUCUUCCUGUUCUCGGUGCUGCUGUUCGUGGCGGUGCGGCUGUGCAGGAGGGACCGGGCGGCCUCGGGGGGUCGCUGCUCGGUGCCUGAGGGCCGCUUUCCGGGCCACCUGGUGGAUGUCAGCGGCGCGGGGACCCUGUCCCAGAGCUACCAGUAUGAGGUGUGUCUGACGGGAGGUAGUGGAACAAAUGAGUUUAAAUUUCUGAAGCCAAUUAUCCCCAAUUUUCAAGUCCAUGACACUGGUAGGAAUAUGGGGGAAAAGGAGAACUUUCGGAAUAGUUUUGAAUUCAACAUUCAAUAAAACAAUUUACUUUAAACUUUCUAUUUUUUACUAUUCUUGGCAAACUAGGGGUACUUUUUGCUUGAUGUAGACUCUAGGUUAUACAGUCGCUGUGUGCAUGAUCAUUGCUUAUGCUCUCCUGACAGUUGCUUUAAAAAUCCUUAUUAGUGGCUAUAAUUAUAUUGAAAUAUAAUCUGUGUCUUCUGGGUUUUCAUUUAUUUAGUCAAAAAUGUUAUAUUAAUGGAGUUAUUGCUAUUUUGGUAUGAUAAUGGUAUUGUUUCGCAAGACACUGUCAAUUAUUUGGGUAUGCAAACUAGAGUAUUACAAGCAAAUAUCAAAGUUUAUGUAAUUUACUUUUAGACACCAUUAAAACAAAAGUUAAAAAUAAAAAAUGUUGUUGAAUAUGGGUGGAAUGUAUGUUGGAUCGAUCGCACUAUUUUCUCUGAAAUUUUUUAUCAUAAAGGGUCAAAAAGAUGCUACCCCUCCAUUUUCACUAUUGGAGAAACUUAUUUGUUUGUUCUUCAAGGAUUUACUUUCUGGUAAAAUUAAAGUGACCACACUGGAAAUUAUUGAUUUCUAAAAUAAUUUUUUCUCCAAUCAUAUUUUUGUUGUUGAUGAUGCUGUUGUAGAGGAGGAGUCCUACAAUGCUCUGGGCCUUGAUAUUGAUAUUUAGUUUUCUUUAAAUAUGCCAUGUUUAUGAGUUUAAAUUUUGUAUUGUUCACUACUAAAACAGAAAAUAGUUUAGAGUCCUAUUCUGAGUAAAAUAACCUUCCAUCAGAAGAGUACAAGACAAAAACUUCUUUAAAAAUUGAAAUGAAGACUGAAACUGUCAAAGAAAAUGAUUUAAGUUCACUUCUCUAUUCAUCAUUGAGUAAAUAUAAAACAUCAUUCAUAAUGUGUUGCCUCUCUCAAAUGCCUACAAGGAAGGAAUCAGUCUGCAUUUAUGGUUUAUAGAUUCCCCAUCAUGUUACAAAUUAUAAUAUCUCAAAUCUAUAAGUGGACAGCCAAAUGGAAGAUUAUAGAUAGAGAUUUAUUAACUAGAAUAUAGCAUGGAUAUAGGGCUAGUAUAUAUAUAUAUAUAUUUGUACUUGCUCUCAUAAAAAAUAAAUACUAUUAUAGACUAGAUGAUUUCAUAAAAUGGAAUUUCACUUGCCAUUGCAAAAUAGGUGCAACAAAUUCCAAUUUCCUUAGGAAUCUUUUUUCCCUCUGCUUCAUGAAAUUUGAACUGGUUUUAUUUUGUAUUGCAACAGGUAUUUAUUAGUUGUGUGGACUUCAUUUAAAUUGAUGUUUAAACAAUAAAAUCCUGAAAAGAAUGGUUGGGUCCUCAUUAUCCCUCAGAGUCAUAAGAAACAAAACCAUACCCAUGAAAACCACACGUAGAUCAAACAAGUAAAAACUGAAGACAGAAGGAAAGAAGAAUAGAAUAAGAAGGUAGAAAAAAAGUGAAAUGGAAAAAAGAAUAAGAGUAGUGUAUCUUUACUUCCACCAUUAUCCAAUUAUAAAUGAAAUUUUAAAAUAGUAGUAAAAUACUAUGUUUCUAGGAAUGAGCCUAAAAAGGAAGGCAGAAAACCUUUAUUAAAAAAUGAUGUAAAUAAAACAAUAAAUAAAAUAAUUAAAUGUCUAAAGAAAUUGAGAAAGAUACUGUUUUCUUGAUAGAACAACUUAACACAAUAAAGAGCUAUUCUUCCCAAAAUAAUUUAUAAAUUCAACAUAAUACUGAUGAAAUUCAUGAUAAGUAGGUAAAGAUCUACAAAUAGUUCCUAAUAUUAAUAUGGAUGAUAAAGUUUCACAAGGAGUUAAGAUAUUUUUAGAAAGAAAAAUGGGGCAAUGCCUAAAAAGAAAAAUAGGUGAAUGCUUUACAUUAUAGAUAUUAGUACAGAUUACAAAUCUAAAGUAAGUAUAAUAAAUCUAUUUCAAUGAUUCAGAAACAGACUCACAAACUACCAGAUAGAAUAGAAUCCAUGGUCCGAUCUUUAAAUAAAAGAGAACUUGUUCAUGAUAUAGGGGGUGUAAAAUUAUCACAUGGAUUAAUAUGAAAUCACGUGUACAGACUAUGUAGAGAGCUUUCUGACAGUGUUUACUGAAAUUUAACCUGUACAUACUCUAUAAUUAAGCAAUUCUACUUUGGGCUAUAUAAUAUGCCAGAAAACUCUUUCACAGCUUUAGAAAAUGAUGCAUAUAAGAAUGUUUUCCUUGGGAAAGCAAAGAAUAGUAAUCUACUUACAUAUCCAUCAGUAAAGCAAUUGAUGAAUAAAAUGUAUAACAUGUUGGUAAAGGAUUAUUAUGCAGCGACUAAAAUAAGUGAACUAGGUAUGCAACCACAUGGAUAAAUCCCAAAUGCUUUAAAAGAAAAAAAAGAGACUGAGAUUUAUAGUACUGUGAAAUAAAUA
Molecule: messenger RNA, 5756 nt
Organism: Microcebus murinus (gray mouse lemur)
Lineage: Eukaryota; Metazoa; Chordata; Mammalia; Primates; Cheirogaleidae
Product: protocadherin beta-14
Biological process (GO): homophilic cell-cell adhesion
Cellular component (GO): plasma membrane
Molecular function (GO): calcium ion binding
Source: RefSeq, a predicted model, not a curated record